UAAAGUCCGCGCGUGGCUUUUGGCAAAGUCGCCCCCAGCGCUCCGUUUAGCUUUCUCCACGCGGUCUGCUGGCUCUUCCCAGUAGGAACGGUCCAUUUCCUCGCCAUCCCUGCACAGGGGCCGUGCUGCCGCGCCGUUUGUGACUACCUGAGCAGCCCCGGGCUGCCCUUUUCUUCCCUUCACCUUCCGGAAGCCUGCAGGGACUGAAUGCGGUUGCCGGCGGCCUCUGCAACCGGCCCGGGACGCAUCGCUUGGUGAGCGCCCUGGAGGAGAAGGCGGGAGCCGCGCGGCGCGAGCCAUGGCUGAGGGGCUGUCGGCUGCGCGCGCCGGGGACGUCUGGGAAAUCGACGUGGAGAGCCUGGAGGAGCCCGACCGGGUCGACCCGCCGCCGCGUCCCGGAGUGCAGGCUGACGAGGAAGACGAGGAGGAAGAGGAUGAGGCGGAGGACGACGACGACGACGAGGAGGAAGGCGGAGGAGCAGGCGUGGAGGGGCAGCAGGGGCCUCCGCCCCCUCAGCCGCCGCCUCUGCCCGCCGAGCGAGCCGGGCCAGGCGGGGAACUGCAGGCCCGCAAGCUGAGCCGCACGCCCAAGUGCGCGCGCUGCCGCAACCACGGCGUGGUCUCCUGCCUGAAGGGCCACAAGCGCUUUUGCCGCUGGCGGGACUGCCAGUGCGCCAACUGCCUGCUGGUGGUGGAGAGGCAGCGCGUCAUGGCCGCCCAGGUGGCGCUUCGCAGGCAGCAGGCCACCGAGGACAAGAAGGGGCUUACAGGGAAACAAGCUAACUUUGAGCGCAAGACAGUGUACCAGAGGCAUGUCCGAACACCCAGUUUGCUGGCUAAAAGCAUUUUAGAAGGUUAUCGUCCCAUAGCAGCAGAUCCCUACCUUGGAGGGAAUUCACCCUUGCCACCUCCUGUGAGUGACAGGAUGAGAAAAAGGCGAGCUUUUGCUGACAAAGAACUGGAGAAUAUCAUGCUGGAAAGGGAGUAUAAGGAAAGAGAAAUGAUGGAAGCUACCCAAGCUGCUGCCUUUUUUCUGCCUAACCGUAUGGGGCAUGGGUCUGAAUAUAACGCUUACAAAACUGCCUUUAGCCCUAAUCAGAUUGAAGCUCCCAAUAAGGAGUUUUGCAGCUUCUUUCCAACCUGCCUGGAUCUAACGAUGCAGUAUUCAGGUUCAGGGAAUAUGGAACUGAUUUCAUCAAAUGUGAGUGUAGCUACUACCUACAGGCAGUAUCCUUUGCCCUCGAGGUUUCUGGUUUGGCCAAAAUGUGGUCCCCUCAAUGAUGCCCUUCUUUAUCAACAGUGCCUUCUCAAUGCUACUGCAGUCCAACCCCUCAAAUCUGGGGCGGUCUGGGAUUCCAAGGCAUCACAAGGUCAGGAUUGUCCAAACUCUGAAUGUGACAUGUCAUCAAAGACUGAAAACUCAUUCCUGCUUCCUCAUGUUCGAGAAAUUCAGCCGUCUCCAAAUGAGCUCCAUCAGCUCCCCCAGGAGAAUCGUGAAAGAUCAGCCUUCUCACCUCCUAGGAGGACUUUCUCACACAUCUCUGAAAAAGAUACGCUGGCUGCUCAAGAACACUCCCUCAGCAAGAUCAACAAAGAAAGUAACAAGCUGUACCUGUCGCCACCCCCCCUGAAAUAUAGCCCAUUCCAUUCAUUAUUCCAGCAGGCAUUACACAACAAAUCAGGGCCUGAGUUAAAAACAACAUUGGAUGAGGCAUCCAAGAAGUAUACCAUUAAAGAGAACCAAAAAUACAAAUUCACCAUAGACAGAUAUGCAAAAGACAUUUUGGGGACCAAACAAGUUAUCACAAAACUGUCCACAAGUGAGCCACUGUCAUUUUCAGUUGAAUCCAUUCUUAAACGACCUUCUUCAAUGGUCACCAAUGUUACACAAUAGUUAUAUAAUGUGAUCCUGAAAUGACCUAUAUUAGUGUAUUUGCACUUAACAACAUAAUCCUAACCGUAUUUACCAGGAAGUAAAUCCGUUUUGAUUUAGUGGAAAUUAUUUUUAAGUAAACAUAUUUAGGAUUGGGAUGCAUAUUAUUUUAUGCCGCAGUUCAAAACUUACAUGGAAGGAUUUUGCGUUUAUUUUGUUGGAAUUUAUUUCUAAGUUAAAAUGGUUUAGGAUUAUCACAAAGGUUGUCAGUAGGUCUCAAUAACAAUUGUCCUGUCUCUUUAAUAGAAGUUUAAUAAGUUGUGAUUUGCCAGGUGAUGUUAUUUACCUCCAUGCCAUGCAGGCUGAUCCUGCACUGGGCAGGGGGUUGGACUAGAUGGUCUGUAUGGCCCCUUCCAACUCUAUGAUUCUAUGAAAAACUUCAGCUGCCCAUUUCUACAUAUCAAGCAUAUAUUAAAGGGUCAGAACAUUUCCCCCCCCAGACCUGUAGGCAACCCCAAUUACUACUGAGGAUGAUUUCACUGACCUCAGAAGAGCUCCACAGGACUAACCUAUUUUAAUGCAGAUACUCAUCCUUAAAUGAUUUGUAGAUUGGUGGUUCUCACAGGCAUUAUCCUUGCUGUAGGUUAUUUAUAAAGGCACCUACAAUAUAUUUGGUGCUAUAAAGAAAUAAAAAGAACAGGUUUGAGUUUGCGGACUUGCAAUAUGAAAGCUUGAGGUAAAAUAAGAGGGACGUAGGGGAAAAGGUGAUUUCUAUGUUCUUUAUGAAGUUGAUAUCCUUUGUAUCAUUUCACCAAAAUUUUGUAUAAAAUAAUGUAGGGUGUAAAUGGUUGUUUUACAGUGUACAUAAGUAUGCAUGUUUUUCUUAUGAGAAUAAAUAUAUUUAAAAAAUUUUGCAACUAAAACUGAC
Messenger RNA from Eublepharis macularius, 2801 nucleotides. It is a transcript of the gene DMRT2, whose product is annotated as doublesex and mab-3 related transcription factor 2. Gene Ontology annotation, biological process: regulation of transcription by RNA polymerase II; sex differentiation. Bases 299 to 1894 code for a protein of 531 amino acids. The transcript is spliced from 4 exons. Gene Ontology annotation, molecular function: RNA polymerase II cis-regulatory region sequence-specific DNA binding; DNA-binding transcription factor activity, RNA polymerase II-specific. The record is from RefSeq and is a predicted model, not a curated record. Gene Ontology annotation, cellular component: nucleus. Lineage: Eukaryota; Metazoa; Chordata; Lepidosauria; Squamata; Eublepharidae.